Messenger RNA from Aureobasidium musti, 1026 nucleotides. Lineage: Eukaryota; Fungi; Ascomycota; Dothideomycetes; Dothideales; Saccotheciaceae. The record is from the annotation of a GenBank genome assembly.
AUGCCUUCGCGCUCCUCGAUUGAAUCACUUUCGUCUGUCCUUACCGAAACUUCAACAACGUCCCUCAGUAGUUCAGGAUGCGAGUUCAUGCGAGUGUUUCUCAUCCAGACUGCCCGUGGUUUGUUUUCCUCGUCAGGUGGCUACAAAGCUAAUAUCUGUCUGUUGCGAUAUCUCGCAUCUCGUGGCCACUCUGUCCGCCAACUCUGCUACUUCCAUCACAACGAAGUUGAGGACUAUGUUCAGAAGAUGGCGACCGAGAGUGGGCACGAAGUGCGUGUGCACAAGAAGAUCCUCCACCUGAGCAGCGGUUGUGAGCGCUCUGGAGCGGAUGUGGAAGUUGUGCAGCUGACCAUGAAGGAUGGUGUCGAAAUUGUUGCACUGCACAAAGAAGCAUUUGACGCCGCGUUUGGAGGCAAAGACAAUCUACACAAGGAGAUAUCCAGAGAGACUGCCGAGUAUAUCGAGAAAGGAAUUUUAUCCGCACGCCUCUCUGACUUCGUAUCUUUCUUACAAAACGAAAUCAUCGCAUAUUUGCCCACACACGUCGUCUCGAAUGACGGCCUCUCUAUGCAAGCCACAAGCGUCUCUGAAUUGCCUGGGCUGGACAUCUCUCGGGUGGUUGUUCUUCACACCGCCGAACAAUUGCCAUUUGGACCAUUUGCUGGUGGCAUGCCUGGCAUGAAUAGUUCACCAAAGGAACUCACUCUUCUUCGCCAACUUGACGGCAUUGGGAGUGUCUCUGUCGCUAUCAAAGACUACGCGACGAAGUAUGGUCAACUCCGGACCGAUUUCUUCGUCCAUCACCCGUGGACUUAUCUCAAGGAAGAUACUCACCAAAUGCCGUGUCAAAUGCAUAAUUGGGACAAGAAGUUUGUUGGCAUGACUAACCCUUGCGCAGUCAAGGGGUCCAAAAUCCUGCUUGAUCUCGCCGCAGCAUGUCCUCAUCUUGAUUUUCUGAUAUACAAGAGCUGGGGCAUGGACGAGAAGCUGGAACAACGGCUAAGUUCGUUAAAGAAUAUGAUGUGA